Brachypodium distachyon (stiff brome) is the source of this 712-nucleotide messenger RNA. RefSeq lists its product as uncharacterized. The transcript is spliced from 3 exons. The record is from RefSeq and is a predicted model, not a curated record. Lineage: Eukaryota; Viridiplantae; Streptophyta; Magnoliopsida; Poales; Poaceae. Bases 80 to 529 code for a protein of 149 amino acids.
AACCAGGCGAGAGCGACAUCUCGUUUCUUCCCCAGAAACAAAAGAAAAGCAGGCGAGUGCCAUACCGUUCCCAAAGGCGAUGGCGAUGCUCCGAUCUGCCAUUGGAAUUGCACUCCGGCGGUCGGCGACUGUCUCUCGCUUCUUCAGCAGCGUUAGCCAGGGAUGCAGCGAGGCAGCCGCUGCUGUCCGGCGGCCGGCGCUGGCCUCUAGAGGCUUCACCAACGGGGGACGCGGCAGCCCUGGAUGCAGAGAUAUCACCGGGAGUAAGAUGUCUUCAUAUGCAAGUGGUGGAUCCAAGGGAAAUGAAGGUGGCAGCAGUUCAAAGGUGUUUCAGCAGCAAGACUCCACCUGGUGGAAUGUUUUGUUUUGCGGCAUCGGCGCCGGAGUAAUGCUUACGGUACAACACAAGGUGGGAGUCCAGCAAGACGAAAAAUGGAAACGUGACAGGACGCACAAGACUGAGACGCCUUCAUGGAUGAUGGACAAGGAGAAGGCGGAGAAUGUCGUGAACUCGUGGACUCGAUGCUAGCACGGUGUCUGUCUGGUUUCCAGUACUGCAAUGUAAAAUAGUUGGCUAUGUGGUAAAUAGAAAUAAAUGUGUAAAAUUGCAUGAUUUAAUCAAAAUUAAGAUAGUGGAGUCCUGGCAUGUAGAAAGAAUUUUGCAGAAAAGUGCCAAAGUUACACGGAUGUCUAUUUUAUCGAAUUUCUUGAA